AUGGCAUUUCCACACGUUAAAGUGAUAUUUGAAAUUGGUCAUGAGGCGUCUGUUAGAAACAAACGAACACCAGAAGGCUUCACUCAUGACUGGGAAUUGUUUGUUCGUGGUGCUGACAACACCGACAUACAUUUCUUUGUCGACAAAGUUGUGUUCCAUUUACAUGACACAUUUCCAAAUCCAAAAAGAGUGGUUAAAGAACCACCUUAUGUCGUGAAAGAAUCGGGAUAUGCUGGUUUUCCGUUACCUAUUGACAUAUAUGUAAAAAAUAAAGAUGAACCAAGAAAAAUUAGGUUUAACUAUGAAUUGACACUUCAAGAACGUGGUUCACCACCUAUGUCAAAAGUCAUUAGAGAAACCUAUGUAUUUAGCCCUUCAGAAGAUUUCAGACGAAAGCUUAUCAAAGGUGGAGGAGUUAGUGUCCUGCGAAGAUUUACUCAUUGCGAUAUCUCAAGAAAUAAUCGAGAUAUUAAAAUUCUGGUUUUGUUACAAGACUCACGAGAAUUAAAACUACAAUAA
This is a messenger RNA of Diuraphis noxia (Russian wheat aphid), 519 nucleotides long. RefSeq lists its product as uncharacterized. The record is from RefSeq and is a predicted model, not a curated record. NCBI's taxonomy places the organism in Eukaryota, Metazoa, Arthropoda, Insecta, Hemiptera, Aphididae. Gene Ontology annotation, cellular component: transcription elongation factor complex. Gene Ontology annotation, biological process: positive regulation of DNA-templated transcription. Gene Ontology annotation, molecular function: chromatin binding.